AUGCGAGCAGGCGCGAGGAGUGACCGCGGAUGCGGCGACGGUGAGGAUGCGGUGGCGGUGGGGCCGCCGGGACUGGCGGCGGGAUCUCUGGGAGCGGGCGGGCUUUUCGGCGGCGGAAGCGGCGACGAGCAGGAGCACAGCGGCGCGGCGGCGGCGGCGCAGGAGCGGUACUUCGUGAGCAGCAGCGGGCAGGUGGGCGUGCUGCGCGAGCAGGCGGCGAUGGAGCGGCAGACGGUGGAGUGGACUGCGGACGAGUCAUACGGGGUGGACAUCAACGCGCUGCUAGACCGCAUCGAGGGCGCGGCGGAGGGCGCGCAGCGCGCGGCGCGCGCGCCGGGGCGGGUGCCGCAGGCGCUGUGGGCGGAGAAGUGGCGGCCACAGCGGUUUGUGGAUCUGGUGGGGAACGAGAGCAAUAACCGGAAGGUGAUGCGGUGGCUGCGGCAGUGGUCGGCGCUGGUGUUCGGCGAGGCGCUGCCGGGCAGGGCGAGCGCGAACGCGGCGGCGGAGCAGCCGGAGGACCCGCUGCAGCGACCGCAGAAGCGGAUUCUGCUGCUGCACGGACCGCCGGGCAUCGGGAAGACGUCUGUGGCGCACGUGCUCGCGCGGCAGGCGGGGUACGCGGUGAUGGAGCUGAAUGCGAGCGAUGAGCGCGGCGGCACGCGGCUGCGCGAGAAGGUGCGCAACUGCCUCUUCAACGACACGUUCAACAGCCAGCCGGUGUGCCUGGUUGCGGACGAGAUAGACGGCAGCGCGGAGAACGGGCUGAUACGGACUUUGGUUGACAUUGUGAACGCCGAUGCGCGCGCGACGUCGGAGCUACUGGGCCGCCUGGAGCACGGCAAGCGCAAGCGCGCACGGCACAAGUACUCUGGCAAGGUCCUCGUAAGGCCGAUCGUUGCUAUCUGCAACAACGUGUACGCGCGCGCGCUGGAGGAUCUGCGCCCCCACUGCCAGAUUGUUGCCUUCCGGCCGCCGGGCGAGCUGGCGCUGCUGGAGCGGCUAGAGCUGGUGUGCGAGAAGGAGGGCGUGCCGGCCGACAAGAAGACGCUGAAACAGAUGGCUGAGCUGUCACAGGGCGACAUCAGAAACGCCCUGAACAACCUACAGUUCAUGUCCGUGACGGACGGUACGGGUAGUCCCGCGUCCGGGCGGAGAAAGGACACCGGUGUGCCGUGGUUCAAGCUGUGCAACAAGCUGUUCAGGAACAACCCGCACGCGGAGAGCAGGGCGCAGUUCCAGGAGCUACUGUCCGAGGUGGAGCUCAGCUCCAGCUACGAGAAGGUCGCAGACGGUUGUUUCCAGCUCUAUCCCGCGGUUAAGUUCUCCGACAUGCGGCUCCAAAAGCCGGGGGCCAUCUCCGACUGGCUCUAUUUCUUUGACCGCAUGUCAGCUUCUCUCUACGAACAUAAUGGAGAGCUGCUUCGCUACUGUCCGAUGGCAAUUAUGGAGUUCUUCGUGCUCUUCAGCGACAUAGCCAAUCGCCAGGACCAGGUCAUCAAGAGUAUGGAGUACGAGGUACGGGAAAAGGGUCGCAGGCACAGCGCCAUGGUCGCGGCAACCCGUAAGGGCAUGCAUCCGGACUCCCAGAUAUUCACGUCUACAGAGGCACUGCUCCUCGAGACACUCCCCUAUUUGGACAUCAUGCUCUCGCCCGAUCUCACCGCAAUUCACGAUCAGCUCACUAGGCAGAAAAUCAUGGACAACAUUGUGCCUUUACUGCACCAAUUUGGCCUGCAGCUGCACCAUAUCAAAGACACCGACUACAGGAAUUUGCUCGCAAUCCAGCCUCCGUUUAACGAGCUCGUAGCGCUGGACCCAAAGCGAAGCAGAGAAACCGCCUCCAAGCGACCGCACGUCCUCAACAUCCUCCUCGCAAAACUAGAGGAGGAAAAGGCGAAAAAAAGAACGGUACGCAAAGUCCGACAUGCCGAGGAGGACCUCGAAGUCCUCCGGAGGAACACGCCGGCAACCCCAGCAGACUUUUUCAAGAACCAGUACACGCGGCUCAACGCGGCCAACGUUCCUGUCGUUCCCGCCGCAGCCCCCGGCGCGCCCCCGGCGUCUACUGCAGAGGGCCCUGUGCGACGGGGCGCAUCACCACCUGAACCCGAGCUCAAGAUCUGGGUCAAGUACAAAGAGGGCUUUUCUAAUGCCGUGCGCAAGAAUGUGAAGUGGGGCACUCUGUGGCAAUAG
This is a messenger RNA of Eremothecium gossypii ATCC 10895, 2193 nucleotides long. It is a transcript of the gene CTF18, whose product is annotated as Ctf18p. Bases 1 to 2193 code for a protein of 730 amino acids. Gene Ontology annotation, cellular component: nucleus. Gene Ontology annotation, molecular function: ATP binding; ATP hydrolysis activity; DNA binding. The transcript has a single exon. Lineage: Eukaryota; Fungi; Ascomycota; Saccharomycetes; Saccharomycetales; Saccharomycetaceae. The record is from RefSeq and is marked provisional.